Molecule: messenger RNA, 989 nt
Organism: Drosophila novamexicana
Lineage: Eukaryota; Metazoa; Arthropoda; Insecta; Diptera; Drosophilidae
Product: putative protein TPRXL
Exons: 4
Coding region: 1-864 (287 amino acids)
Cellular component (GO): extracellular region
Molecular function (GO): chitin binding
Source: RefSeq, a predicted model, not a curated record
AUGUUGCAGCUCCUACGCGUUGGGCUUAUUGCUCUGCUGGCCACGCUGCUGGCGCCAGCGGCAAUUGUGGAGGCCACCUGCGGGCUGUGUUACCACGCGCACACCUGCACCAGCAACACCACCUUUCAGCUGUGUUAUAAUGGCGUCCCAUAUCCGGAGCAUAGCUUUUCCUGUCCGGAGGACAACCCGAUUUGCACGGAAUUUGGCGAUAUUUGCAUGGGUCAGGAUUUACUUCCCGCCUGCGGGGAUACAUCCAAGUGUGAACAGUGCAGCAAUGGUGAAAUGUACGCCUGCGCCUCUCGCACCACCUUCGGCAGAUGCGAUGGCGGCGUACUCCUGCCUGAGCGCAGUCCCUGCCCCACAGACUGGUUCUGCAGCGUCUCUGGAGCAGCGAUAGGAGAUCCCUGUGUUUCAAGAUGCGAACCGGACAGCCAAGACACGUGUGAUAGGGUCGAGAACGAGUCGGGCACUACGCCAACACCUGAUCCGAGCACAGAGUCUAGCCCAACUGCCGCCACUACUGGUCAGAGCACCGCUGCUAGCCCAACCACUGACAGCAGCAGCAGCAGCAGUAGCAGCAGCAGUAGCAGCAGCAGCAGCAGCAGCAGUAGCAGCAGCAGCAGCAGCUCCACGACAACAGCUACACCACAAUUUGAUGCGGAUCAAUACUGUCGCGGCAUUCAGAAAGCAGGUCGCUUUGCCAAACCAAGUGACACAGAAUGCACCAGCUUCAUCAGUUGUUUCUACAGGGGUGGCGUCUGGCAGGCAAACAUAGUCGCUUGUCCGGCAGAAAAACCUUACUUCAAUGCGAUCUCCGCUUGCGGCACGCCUGUUGUCCAUAAUUGCCGCAGCAAUUGCAACUGACUUACGAGAAUAUUAUGGGCAUUUGGUCGGCGGCCCGGUAGCUAGUCAGGUGUAUUAUUAUGAUAAAGCUUUUAGCUCAUUAUCGCAGUGUUAGAUUCUUUUUUGUUUCGUGGUUUUUAUGUUGC